UUGCCAUGGCGGUGCGGUUCUCCAUCCAGGCCAUUCUGGACAGAAAGGAGGAGAGCCGCCAGCUGAAGGGUUUGUUCGCAGAGAGCGCGUGCUGGGAGGACGGAGAACGGCAGCGUAGCGCCUGCGUGGCGCGAGAAGAGCGGGAGGGGUAUGAGACCGACUCCGGGCUGAGCGAGGACAACGAGGACGGAGGCGGAGGCGGUGGUAGAAGAGGAAUAGGGGAGAAAAGUGUCUCCCCGAGAGCGAAGGAGAGAGACAGAGCCGCGCUGGAGGAAGAGGAGGAGGAGGAGGAUGAAGAGGAAACCGCGGAGAGCGCGAGAGCGCUGAGCGACUGCGAGCUUUCCAACAGCGUGUGCGACUCCAGCACCGUGGAGGACCCGGGCUGUUGUGAGGGGAGGACCAUCUCCGACCCCCCUAAGCAGCGGAAGAAGCGCUCUCGUGCCGCUUUCUCCCACGCUCAGGUGUUCGAGCUGGAGCGCCGCUUCAACCACCAGCGCUACCUGUCCGGCCCCGAGCGCGCGGACUUGGCAGCCUCGCUCAAGCUGACGGAGACGCAGGUGAAGAUCUGGUUCCAGAACCGCAGGUACAAGACCAAAAGGCGUCAGAUGGCUGCCGACCUUCUGGCGUCCGCCUCCGCCGCGUCCGCUUCUGUUACGGGAGCCGCCCCGGGUGCGAGGAGGGUGGCGGUCAAGGUGCUGGUGCGGGACGACCGGAGGCAGUACGCGCCGGGGGACGUGCUGCUGCGGCCUCCACUGCUCGCGCUGCCGCCCUCGUGCUACUGCCCUCCGUAUGCAUACUGCCUGCCCGCGUGGAGCCUCUCCGCUUGCGCCACAGGGAACCAGUGACGCAGCUUCCUAUUUAUUCUGCAGCGCAGCUGAGACUAAACCGAUGGACCUGGCAAAAGGAGAGGACUGCCCAGUGUCUCGCUGCGGACUGACGACAGCACAUUCGGUGUUGUCCAUAAGCCGUGUUCGAAAUGGCACCCUACUCACAGUUAACCGGUGGAGAAGCAUCCACGCGCUCUGUUCACAUACUUGCGUUCUGUAGUCUACACUCGUCUAGUAGGUAGUGCACACUAACUAAGACACGGACCACCUACCAGUCCGCUAGUACUCUAGUACCCUACAGUUAGAACCGCUGAGCACUUAGCUACAGUGGAUGCAGCUUAGAGGAUGGUUAGUUUGCAAGCCAUUAUAGCUGCUUACACUUCUCCCUUUGAGAAACGUACCGUGCGCUGUAUUUACCGUGCGCUGCAUUCAUUUACUAGCUAGCGCGAACUAGCCAAGACACUGGCUAGGCUAAACUUACCAGUCCACCAGUACUCAGUCUACACCUAAAACUGCUGCGCACUUAACUACAAUGGAUGCAAGCUAGCUAGUUUGUAGGCCAUUAUAGAUACUCACUGUUCUCCAUUUGCGAAACGCCCCACACGCUGUGUUCACAUUGCCAUACUUGUGUUCUGUAGGCUACGCUCGUCCACUAACUAGUGCAUGCUAACCAACUAAUGUAAACCAACCAGUGUCCCAGUACUUACUCGGCCUACAGCUAAAACUGCUAAUUACAGUCGAACGGGCUCACUUGUUGCUUAGUUUAGGCCUAAUAGCUGCUCACUAUAGUCCAUUGGAGAGACAGAGCACUAUGUUCAAAAUGUCCUUGCGUUCUGUAAGCCACAUACAUCUGGUAGGUAGUGCAUACAAACCAAGACACAGACUAUCUACUAGUCUGCCACUACACAGCCUACAGUUAAACCCGCUGCUCACUUAACUACAGUGAACGCAGCUCACUUGCUGGUUAGUUUGUAGGCCAUUAUAGCUACUCACUAUUCUCCACUGGAGACACCUAGCACGCAUCAUGGUCACAUUGAUAUACUCGCGUUCUGUAGGCUACAGUAUUUUGCUAACUAGCGCAUGCUAACCAGGGUAAACCUACCAGUCCACCAGCCUUUAGCUACUGCUAAUACCGCUGCACAUUUAAGUACAAUGGAUGGGGCUCGCUUGGUGGCUAGCUAAUAUAAAAACAAUAUAACAAGCAAAAUAUGAGUAAAGCUAAUGUAACAACUGUGCAGGAGACACAAGCAUAGAAAACUCAUAGAAACAAGUGAACAUAAACACAGAUAGCUUCAUCCUCAGCCAUCUGAGUAGUGGUUACUGGAAUUCUGGGAUUUCUGACUGAGCAUGUACUGUAGCCUGCUAGAAUUUUCCAAGUGCACAAAUCCAAUUCUGGCGGACUUGUUGCUAGUGUACUAGCGUUUUGGAACAAAUUAGCUAUGGCAACUAGAAGCAAAGCAUUUUAAAAUACAAGCACUCUUGAGCGAACUGUGUUCUAGAAUACAUCAAACUUUCUAGAACGCGAGUGGCCUAGGCAUCAGGCUAGCAUUGUGGAACACAUGCACACAUGAGCUUAGCCUACUCAAACACAAAUAUGCACUCGCUAAGCAAGCAAGAAUUAGUAUGCAUGAGAUAAGCGCUGUAGAACACAAGUGCACACUAUGACGGAACAAAACCAAAGUGCAAGUUCUAGAUCGAACACAUUCAACACACAAGUUAAGUGUUAUAUGAUCCAACCGUUCUAGAACAUGAAUAAGUGUCAGGAGCUAAUUGGAGUGCAACCAUGGUUUGGAUGCUACCUACUGUGGUGCGCUGUGGGACUUCGCGCGUGCACUGGAUUAUUUCUCCAUGGACAUAACCUGCAAAAUGAUGGACUUCCAAACUAGUGCACUAAAUCGAGAGCAUACAAGUGAAUAGGGUGCACUUUCGGACUUCCAAGGGACCAGGGAAGGGGCGAUGUAUCCAGAGACCUGCCUUCAACUGUUUUAAGCUGAACUAGCCCCCUGUCUCUCUACAGACUGAUGAUAUCACCUUCGGUAUUAUAAAGCGUUUGGUAUUAUUAUAUUAUUGUUUUUCUCUGAAUGUAUGGAAUGUCUUUGAUUUCGGUUCAGAGGGCAGAGAGGCUUUUUGAAGCGUUUCUUUCCUCCACUUGGAGAGCAGCUGUUGUAGGUGAACAGUGACGGUAAGACUCCAGCACUUUGCACACCUUUAUAGUCUAAAUCGUAUUUCAGGAUGGGAUCAUUGAGUUGAAGGGUUUGGUGGCAUUAAAACCUGAAACCUCG
Molecule: messenger RNA, 3109 nt
Organism: Pygocentrus nattereri (red-bellied piranha)
Lineage: Eukaryota; Metazoa; Chordata; Actinopteri; Characiformes; Serrasalmidae
Gene: nkx3-2
Product: NK3 homeobox 2
Exons: 2
Coding region: 6-845 (279 amino acids)
Biological process (GO): cell differentiation; regulation of transcription by RNA polymerase II
Cellular component (GO): nucleus
Molecular function (GO): RNA polymerase II cis-regulatory region sequence-specific DNA binding; DNA-binding transcription factor activity, RNA polymerase II-specific
Source: RefSeq, a predicted model, not a curated record